Messenger RNA from Portunus trituberculatus (swimming crab), 2261 nucleotides. It is a transcript of the gene gb, whose product is annotated as Y+L amino acid transporter 2-like. Gene Ontology annotation, molecular function: L-amino acid transmembrane transporter activity. The transcript has 13 exons. Bases 324 to 1829 code for a protein of 501 amino acids. The record is from RefSeq and is a predicted model, not a curated record. Gene Ontology annotation, cellular component: membrane. Gene Ontology annotation, biological process: amino acid transmembrane transport. NCBI's taxonomy places the organism in Eukaryota, Metazoa, Arthropoda, Malacostraca, Decapoda, Portunidae.
GCGUGUGCAGUCGGCAGCCAGCAAGAGACGAGACGAGUUGAGUCAGAUCGUUCCUAGCCAGGGACGCGCACGGAGGCAUCACCGCCACUCCUACUUGAGUCGCUGUCUCGCUUGGCACUCGGUGUAAUUUUAGUCCGUGUUGGUGAAUCAGUACUCUCCCUCACCUCGUCCCUCUCAGUGCUGUACCCAAACCUCUUCCUCUUCCUCGUCCACGCUGCAGAUUUCACACACUGCCAAGUAACUCCCUCUCCAAGCCACGGGAGUUAGCACAUCUGCCAUCUUAAAAAUCUAUUUUCACUACCAUCUCCACCGACACCACCAGUAUGCCGGCCAAGCGCGUGCCCACCAGCGACACCACAGAAGCCCUCACGGCGGAGCUGGAGCCCAUGACACCCAAGGAUGAGAGGCCGCCGGGUGAGGUGGGCGAGGAUGAGCCGCAGAAGACACAGCUCAAGAAGGAACUCGGCUUGCUGGAGGGCGUGGCUAUUAUCCUAGGCAUCAUUGUGGGCUCAGGUAUCUUCAUCUCUCCCAAGGGUGUGUUGAGGGAGACAGGCAGUGUGGGCAUGUCGCUGGUGGUAUGGGUGAUGUGUGGCCUCAUGUCGAUGGUGGGUGCCCUAUGUUAUGCAGAGCUGGGCACAUCCAUACCAAAAUCAGGUGGCGACUAUGCAUACAUUAGUGCUGGCUUUGGCUCCCUUCCUGCCUUCCUCUUCCUCUGGGCUGCCAACCUCAUCUUUGUACCCACCACCAAUGCCAUCAUGGCACUGGCCUUUGCCAAGUAUGUGAUUCAGCCAUUCUUCCCCAACUGUGAACUGCCGGAUGAUGCUGUGCGGCUCAUUGCGGCGCUGUCCAUAUGCCUCUUAACGGCCCUGAAUUGCUGGAAUGUGCGAGUCACCACCAAGCUGCAGGACUUCUUCAUGGUGACCAAGAUUGGUGCAUUGCUCAUCGUCAUCCUUGCUGGCGUCAUCCACCUUGGCAUGGGCAACACAGAGAACUUCAACAACUCCUUCCAAGGCACAAGCAGUGAACCAGGCGAGAUAGCCGUCUCCUUCUACUCGGGCAUAUUCUCUUAUGCUGGAUGGAACUACCUCAACUUCAUGACAGAGGAGCUGAAGAACCCUUUUGUCAACCUGCCCCGGGCCAUCUACAUCUCCCUGCCACUGGUGACGCUUGUGUACGUGUUGGCCAACGUUGCCUACCUGGCCGUGCUCACUCCUGUUGACAUGCUGGCCUCAGACGCCAUUGCUGUUACCUUCGCUGACCGCCUGAUGGGGAGUGCCAGUUGGGUGAUGCCCCUGCUGGUGGCCCUCUCAGCCUUUGGUGGCCUCUCGGUGCACAUCAUGACUUCCUCCAGGCUGUGCUUUGUGGGUGCAAGACAAGGCCACUUCCCAGACAGCCUUGCUCUCAUCAACUGCAAAUGCAACACUCCAAUGUCUUCCCUCAUCUUCCUGGGCGUGUUAUCUCUGUUCUACCUCUCCACCACGGACAUUUACCGCCUCAUUGACUAUGCCAGCUUUGUGGAGAGCACGUUCAUCCUGUGUAGCAUCGCCAGUCUGCUGUACAUGCGCUGGAAAUACCCUGACAUGGAGCGUCCCAUUAAGGUGAACAUCAUCGUGCCCAUCGCCUUCCUGCUGGUGUGUGGCUUCCUGGUGUUCCUACCACUAUACGUGCGUCCAUAUGAGGUGGGCAUGGGCCUGCUUAUCACCGGCUCUGGAAUACCUGCCUACUUCCUCUUUGUGUACUGGGAGAACAAGCCGAAAUUUAUCAGAACACUACUUGACCUAAACACUUUCGUGACGCAGGUGCUCUUCAUGUCUGUGAAAACUGAGUGAGGAGUGACUGACUGCACCUCUUCUAUCAUUACUACCAUCACUGCUGCUGCUGCUGCUACUGCUGCUGGUGCCCUACCAUGGCUGCCAAGAAAUGUGUGUGUGUGUGUGUGUGUGUGUGUGUGUGUGUGUGUGUAUAUCAUUAUAUCAUGAAGCCUUCACAUGUUUUACCCACUCAGUUCUGAUUAUGUGCAUCAUGGCAAGUCACACUGUUGGUAGACAAUGGUUAUCUGAAAUGUUCCCUACUUUAAUCCCCCCUGAACUGCUGUUACUGCUGCUGCUGCUGCAUCCUUGGUGAUCUAUUUACAUUUUUGCUCAAGUGGUUUGUGUGUGUGUGUAUGUGUGAAGCAGUGUGAGUGUACUGAUGGAGUGGAGGGCAGCUGGCUGGUGUGAGUGGUGCUGUCAGUGAUGGCAGCAUACACACACACACACACA